CCUGAGUCAUCAGGGAAAAGGGAAUAACAAGGGUCUAGAACCCAGGGCAUACUACCACCGCAAGGACUACGGAGGGGGGCAGAUGUGGAGAGGGGCUCCCGGGGCUCUUGAGCUGCUGUCCAUUUCUCCCCUUGUGAAGGCUGGCUCUUCAGUUGUGAGCCUUUCCUAGUCUCUACACCAGCUGCUAAGCCUGGCCAGGCCUCCUGCUCCUUCCCACCUACCGCCUCCCACAGACCAAGAGACACCAGGCCUCCUAUUCUACCUGCUUCUUUCCCCCGCCCCGCCCCCAUGGAGCCCCCGGGGACUGGUUGUGCACGGGGGAGGCUGCACCCUUUUCCCACGGCACUCCGAAGCCUUCUCAACAAUCCCCAAUACAGUGAUGUUUGCUUUGUGGUCGGUCAAGAACGGCAGGAGGUGUUUGCCCACCGGUGCUUGUUGGCCUGUAGAUGCAACUUCUUCCAACGACUUCUGGGCCCAAAGCUGGGCCCUGGGAUGCCUAGCCGUGUGCUAAGCACAGUGCCAGUGGAGGCCUUCCUGGCAGUGCUGGAGUUUCUGUACACCAACAGUGUCAGGCUGCACCGCCGCUCUGUGCUGGAGGUGCUGACAGCGGCUGUGGAGUAUGGGCUGGAGGAACUGCGAGAGCUGUGCCUGGAGUUUGUGGUGAAGGUGCUGGAUGUGGAGCUGGUUUGUGAGGCUUUGCAGGUUGCCGUAACCUUUGGCCUGGGGCCUCUGCAGGAUUGUUGUAUAGCCUUCAUAGAGGCCCACAGCCAGGAGGCGCUCCGGACCCGCGGCUUCUUGGAGCUGUCUGCGCCCGCGUUGCUGCCCCUGCUGCGCAGCGACAAGCUCUGUGUGGACGAGGUUGAGCUCGUCCUGGCUGCCCGGAGCUGGGCGCGCGUGGGCGCGGCCGUGCUGGAGCGGCCUGUGGCGGAGGUGGCGGCCCCGGUGGUGCGGGAGCUGAGACUGGCCUUACUGGCCCCGGCGGAGCUGAGCGCCCUGGAAGAGCAGAACCAGCGGGAGCCACUCAUCCCGGUGGAGCAGAUCGUAGAGGCGUGGAAGUGCCACGCUCUGCGGAGAGGGGAUGCAGCCCGGGGCGCCCCGUGCCGCCGCCGAAGGGGAACCCUGCCCCGGGAGCAUCACUGCUUUCUGGACCUGCCCUUUAAGUGACUAAAGGCCGCAAUUUGCGAGGAAUUCUGGCCUGUCCCAAACUACAGCUCCCAACAUGCCUGGCGCUCAGAGGGGGCUUCCGUCCCCAGCAUGCCCUACGAGCCGGGCGCUGGAAGAACCGCCGUCAGCUCUGUGCC
This is a messenger RNA of Zalophus californianus (California sea lion), 1301 nucleotides long. It is a transcript of the gene BTBD19, whose product is annotated as BTB domain containing 19. The record is from RefSeq and is a predicted model, not a curated record. Lineage: Eukaryota; Metazoa; Chordata; Mammalia; Carnivora; Otariidae. Gene Ontology annotation, molecular function: protein binding.